AGGAGAGAGAAAUAAACGAAGGUCGUUUAGGUUUCGAUUUCUCCUCUCGCAGUACGGCAGCAGAGACGAGAAGGUGAAGAAGAAGAAGAAGAAAGAAAGGGAGAAAGGUUAUCACCCUGCGAACUAGGGUUUAUACUCGCUGUUAGGGUUACGGUUUCUACUUCAGUAAUUGAUAACUUAUAUUAUCGAGUUUGUUAGGGUUCCUUUCAUUCCAUUUUGAUUUGAAGAUAUUGAGUUCGAUUCUCUGUGCUACAGAGACGUGAUAUUAUAGUGUUUAUGUGAUCUCUGUGCUGUUUAUUUCCUUGUUCGAUCUCGGUUUCUGUUGUUAUUGUUGAAAUCUAGGGAUUUUCUCUUUAAUGGAUGAGUUUUGGGAGAGGGCCGUGGAAACGGCGCUCGACGGCCAAACCGAUUGCUCUUCUACUCGUUCCCUGACCCUCGAUGGGGCAGUGAAAUGUGUCCAGGGCCGUCUUCCUCCUCCAAAUUUGCUAGAGAAAUAUGGGAACCUCGAGCACCUCUCCAUUGCAAACGUUGGUGUGUCGUCCCUAGAGAAGUUUCCCCACCUUCGGAACUUGCAGAAGCUCAUACUAUCUGAUAAUCGUAUUGCUGGUGGCCUUGAAUUUCUCGUUGAGGCUGGUUUGCAGUCGCUGCGGGACCUUGACCUCUCCAACAAUCGAAUCCAAUUCCUUGAAGACCUUGCUCCACUUGCGCAGCUCAAGCUAGUUUCUCUCGAUCUCUAUGAGUGUCCAGUCACGAGGAUCAAAGAUUACCGAUCUAAGGUAUUUGGCUUGAUUAAAUCUCUUAAAUACUUGGACAAGAUGGAUGCUGAUGAGAAUGAGCGGCCCGAGUCCGAUGAGGAGGAGGAAGACGAAGAAGAUGAGGAAGAUGAUGACCCUGGGAGUGGAGAGAUCGACGGUGAAGAUCGGUCGGGAAAGAUGAGUAAUGGUGGCAGCGUUGGAGGUGGAAGAACCCUUGUCGAUGUUGACGAAGAUGAGGAAAGCGAUGCUGAUGAGGAGGAGACAGAGAUCACCAGGGUCGCAAAUGGAUCGAGUUCGCAUCAUCAGUCUAAUGGGUGUCGGGUGGCGGUCUCAACAGAUGGAGACGAUGAGGACGAGGAUGUAGAAGACGAAGAAGAUGAUCUUGGUGAGGAAAUUGAUGAAGACGACGGUGAGGGUGAAGAUGAGGAUGUUGUGGAGGUUCAUGAGAUCGAGGACAGUGAUGACGAGGAAGAUGGGGUUGAAGAGGAUGAUGAUGGUGAAGAUGAGGAUGACGAAGAGGAGGAGGUAGAGGACGAAGAAGAAGAUCCCGAGCCUGGGAGUACGGGGCGGCUAACUAGCACUGAAGGUGAGAUUGAUGGUCAUGAGCAUGGUGAACAGGCUGAGGAAGACGAGAAUGGAGAGAUUGGGGAGGAGGAUGACCAGGGUGUUGAAGCAGCCGGUGAAUAUGAAGAAGAUGAUGGGGAGGAUGAGGAGGAAGAUUAUGGAGCAGAGUACCUGGUUCAGCCAAUUGGGCAGGUUGAAGAAGAAGAUGCUGAAGGUAGUGAUUUGGAGCCAGGUAAUGAAGAUGAUGAUGCUGAGGACGUUGAAGAUGUGGAUGACCUGCGUGACAAGGUGAAAUCCCAUCCAUCUACUUCUUCCCAGGCUAAGAGGAAGAGAGAUGAUGAUGAUGAUGAUGAGGACGAUGAUGGUGUUGAAGAUGCCAAGUCAUCCAGGCACCAUUAGUAGCUUACCCUCUGCUUUGAUUGACGUGCUCGUCACUUAGCAAUGGUGGAAGGAGAAGAGUGGGAAGGAGAUUGUUGGCGAUUCUUGUCAGUUUUUCUUCUUCUUGGACAGUUAUGUUGUGUGGGUGGUACUUGGUUCAAAAAGUCGUUAGUAACUUAGUCCCGGCACACUUCCAUUAUAUAGCCGUUAGUUGUUUUUUCAAAUAGCAGUUAUAUGACCGAUUGAUGCCCCCUCACAAUUCCAACCCGGGGUUUUCAAAAGAGUUUAGUUUCUGGAGGGAACACAAGAAAAGGAAAUUUGAUUUAAACAUCUUAUCUUCCCGCCCUUUGUCUAGAGUAGUUUUAAAGUGCCUUUUGUAAAACAGCACAUGGUGAAUAUAUUUGUAGAGUGCUCUUUUGGUGAUAA
Messenger RNA from Macadamia integrifolia, 2123 nucleotides. Its product is annotated as acidic leucine-rich nuclear phosphoprotein 32-related protein. The record is from RefSeq and is a predicted model, not a curated record. Gene Ontology annotation, cellular component: nucleus. Lineage: Eukaryota; Viridiplantae; Streptophyta; Magnoliopsida; Proteales; Proteaceae. The coding region runs from base 357 to 1718 and encodes 453 amino acids. Gene Ontology annotation, molecular function: histone binding. The transcript has 2 exons.